Guillardia theta CCMP2712 is the source of this 509-nucleotide messenger RNA. RefSeq lists its product as hypothetical. The record is from RefSeq and is a predicted model, not a curated record. The transcript has 3 exons. NCBI's taxonomy places the organism in Eukaryota, Cryptophyceae, Pyrenomonadales, Geminigeraceae. Bases 88 to 342 code for a protein of 84 amino acids.
UGUGCAAUUGUUUGCAUCACUCUUGUGCAAUCAAGAAGAUCCACAGGCACAAGUUCGCUUUUCCAGAUUUUCACUGGUCAGGCUCUCAUGUAUGUUGUACCAGCACGUGUAAAUCUUCAAGACUACUUUGAGUUCAGAGAAACAUGCAUGAAGGCAUGCAACAAUAAGGCGUCUGCAGCUGUGAAUGAGUGCAGUGCUGACAAUUUGGGACAUUACUAUCUCAAGUAUCGGCAAGAUUGUCUCAACGAACCGUGCGCUUGUGAAAUGCUUUACAUGAAUUGCGGAGGUGCAUACAAGACAAAGAUUCAUCCCACUUGGGCAGCGGACGGAAUCUGCACUUAGGUAGCUAGCGGAGACAGGCGAAUUCUGUGUCAACACUAUGAAUCAUUCAUCAUACGGCGUCGUUAUCUCUGCAUUUGACGGAUCGCACUUGUUCGAUUAUCCGAAAACCCCACGGCUCUCAGAAGUGAGUUGUUUUAGCGAGAAUAUACAUAAAAUGUUUUUGCACG